UAAAUCUCCCCUUUUCUUGUCUGUUUUUGUUUCUUCGAUUCAAUCUCAGUGAUGGAAUCAUCAGCUUGGGUGGAUACUACACUGGACCUCAACCUCAACCCUUUCCAUCAACCAAACAAACAGGACGGAGUUUUGGUGGAGGAACUGAAUCGGGUCAGCGCCGAGAACAAGAAGCUAACCGAGAUGCUAGCGGUCCUGAGCCACCACUACAAGGAUCUGCAGGACAAGUUCAUCGAAUUGGUCAUGGAAAAUGAAUCACCGGCGUCGAAGAAGAGGAAAUCCCAGUGUGAAGAGAGCAGCAACGGUGACGAAGAUGCGUUUAAAAAGCACAGGGAGUACAUUCAUACCAAGAUUUCAACUGCUUACGUCCGUACAAAUCUUUCUGAUCACAGCAUGAUCGUGAAAGAUGGAUAUCAAUGGAGAAAAUAUGGUCAGAAGGUCACCAAAGAUAACCCAUCUCCUAGAGCAUACUUCAAAUGCUCUUCUUCCCCAACUUGUCCGGUCAAGAAAAAGGUGCAAAGAAGUGUUGAAGAUCCAUCGUUCUUGGUGGCUACUUACGAAGGAGUGCACAACCAUGCACAACCUUCUCCCCAUGCACAUCCUUCUCCCGGUGAAGUACUAAUAUCAAGCCCCAACAUUCGUUCAGCGCCUGCUUCUUCUGCCCCAACCAAGCCUUCAGCUCUCACCGGAACUCUUGAUCUGAUGCAACCGGACGGACAUGGCGGUGGUGCCAAAAAGCUAGCCGGAGAAACCGAUGUACCUACGAUACAACAAAUUCUAGUCCAACAAAUGGAGGCUUCUUUGACAAGAAACCCGAAUUUCACGGCAGCGCUUGCGGAGGCCAUUUUGGGGAGAAUUGCAGACCAAAAUAGGAUGGAAAAGUGGUGAAA
Messenger RNA from Hibiscus syriacus, 890 nucleotides. Its product is annotated as probable WRKY transcription factor 40. Gene Ontology annotation, biological process: regulation of DNA-templated transcription. Gene Ontology annotation, molecular function: sequence-specific DNA binding; DNA-binding transcription factor activity. The coding region runs from base 52 to 888 and encodes 278 amino acids. Lineage: Eukaryota; Viridiplantae; Streptophyta; Magnoliopsida; Malvales; Malvaceae. The transcript has 4 exons. The record is from RefSeq and is a predicted model, not a curated record.